This is a messenger RNA of Alnus glutinosa, 591 nucleotides long. RefSeq lists its product as uncharacterized. Lineage: Eukaryota; Viridiplantae; Streptophyta; Magnoliopsida; Fagales; Betulaceae. The transcript has 2 exons. The coding region runs from base 1 to 591 and encodes 196 amino acids. The record is from RefSeq and is a predicted model, not a curated record.
AUGAAACCAUCCGUUGAUGCUCCUAAGUUUGCUGCAUGGAAUAGAUGCAACAAUAUGGUUCUUUCCUGGAUCUUGAAUUCAGUGUCUCAAGAGAUUGCUUCUAGCAUUAUCUACAUCGAAUCGGCUCAAGAAAUGUGGGAAGACAUUAAAAAGCGAUUCUCUCAAUCAAAUGGACCUCGGAUUUUUCAACUUCAAAAGGCUAUUGCAGCUCUAUCUCAGAAUAAUCAGUCAAUAAGCUCCUAUUAUACUGCUCUUAAAGGUCUGUGGGAUGAGUUGAAUAACUACCGUCCCUUGCCUCUAUGUUCUUGUGGAACUUCACACACAGUUCUUGAUUAUCAGCAUCAAGAAUAUAGGUCAAAUCCUGCUUAUGGAUCCUUUGCCUCCGAUCAACAAGAUUUUUUCUAUGGUGAUGCAAGAAGAGCGUCAAAGGGAGAUUACUACUCUCCUUUAAGCCAUACUCCUGCUGCAAUGGCUUCCAAAUCAACUCAACCUGUUGCACGGUUUCAAGGAUCUAAACCACAAGGUUUUCCUCGCAAAGAACGGCCUCUUUGCACUCAUUGUGGCCUUCUUGGUCACACGAUCGAGAAGUGA